Messenger RNA from Laccaria bicolor S238N-H82, 150 nucleotides. RefSeq lists its product as uncharacterized. The record is from RefSeq and is a predicted model, not a curated record. NCBI's taxonomy places the organism in Eukaryota, Fungi, Basidiomycota, Agaricomycetes, Agaricales, Hydnangiaceae. Gene Ontology annotation, molecular function: oxidoreductase activity, acting on the CH-CH group of donors. Gene Ontology annotation, biological process: lipid metabolic process. The transcript is spliced from 2 exons. Bases 1 to 150 code for a protein of 49 amino acids.
AUGACUGGGAGUGUUGCCGCAUUGGUGUUCACUGGUCUCGCCGUUGGACAGAUGGCGCUUUGGGCUAUCAAGAAACAUAAGAACUAUAAGAAAGACUUUGGGAAGGAGUACCCUCGCGGGAGAAAGGCCAUGUUCCCAUUCGUUCUGUGA